This is a messenger RNA of Penaeus chinensis, 858 nucleotides long. Its product is annotated as DBH-like monooxygenase protein 1 homolog. Bases 1 to 858 code for a protein of 285 amino acids. The record is from RefSeq and is a predicted model, not a curated record. Gene Ontology annotation, molecular function: dopamine beta-monooxygenase activity. The transcript is spliced from 6 exons. Lineage: Eukaryota; Metazoa; Arthropoda; Malacostraca; Decapoda; Penaeidae.
AUGUCUACUACACGGAGCAGCUGCGGCAACACUAUAAACUUCGCUCUGGUGAUCCCUCCGGGCAUAGGCCACUGGACCACUUCCGGCCACUGCCCCGCCGGAUGCCUGUUGGACGGAAUGCCUGAGACUGGCAUCAAGGUGUACCAGGUCUUUCUGAAAGCACACGCGCUCGCGCGUAGCAUCCGGGUAAGACACUUUCGAGACGGCAAGGAGCUCCCGCCACUCGCGACGGACGACUACUACGACUCCAACUUCCAACAGGCUGUACGACUUCAGGAGGAGAGGACCGUCCUUCCCAGCGACCACAUCACCACAGAAUGCACCUACGACAGCAGUGGGAGAUCGAACGCCACCUUCUCCGGCUACGGCGCCCUCGACGAACUGUGCUUGGCCGUCCUCUCCUACUACCCACGCCAGACGCUCGUCGAAUGCACCUCCUCCACGUACCACGACGUCCUGAAGCAGGUGCUGGGGAUAGAGCAGCUGCAGAACGAGCAGAACCUCCUGGUGACGUCACAGUCACGGGAGCCGAUGGACCUCCUCCUCCCGAAGAGAAACACCGACUUCCGCGCCUUCGUCAGCGGCCUCGCGUGGUCAGAGGUCGACCUCGAGAACCUGGAGGAGCGGCUUUCUCGAGGGACUCACGUUGCCAGAUGUAUGAGGAGAGGGGGCGUGCCUGCACAGGUCAUCAAACUCAAGACCAGCUACCCAGACGCAGCUCCUUACGCCCCCCCUGAAGUCGCGUGCCCCCGAAUGCUCGGACAAAAGACCCAACACGCCGGGGCUUCCUCCUCCGUCAGCGCCUUCUCCUGUUUCCUCCUGGCGGGUCCGGUCCUCCUCGCGAUCCUGUGGCAGUAG